Molecule: messenger RNA, 1667 nt
Organism: Plutella xylostella (diamondback moth)
Lineage: Eukaryota; Metazoa; Arthropoda; Insecta; Lepidoptera; Plutellidae
Biological process (GO): protein refolding; response to heat
Cellular component (GO): nucleus; cytoplasm
Source: RefSeq, a predicted model, not a curated record
AUCCAAGCAUGGAUCCAUCUAAUAUAUUUCCAAGUCACUUAUUUGACCAAAGCUUUGGCAUGUGCAUUACGCCACAAGACCUUAUAUUGCCAACAAAUAACAUAAUCAAUCCUAACUACCACAGACCCUGGAAGUGGUACAUAGAAAAUGUCUCCAAAGACAGUGGAUCAACAAUAGAGAGUGAUAAAAACAAAUUUCAAGUGACCUUAGACGUGCAGCACUUCAAACCUGAUGAAAUUAGUGUGACAGUGAUUAACAAAGAAAUUAUAAUUGAAGGUAAACAUGGGGAGAGACUGGAUGAUCAUGGAGUUGUAUCAAGACAGUUUUUAAGAAGAUAUGCUCUUCCAGUUGAUUGUGAUUCUGAUGAUGUCACAGCCAAUCUAUCAUCUGAUGGAAUCCUGAUGGUUUGUGCGAAAAAAAAGACGAUUCAGAAUUUAACAAAUGAAAGACAAGUUCACAUCCAGCUAUGUGAUUCACUGUUAACUAAAGAAGUCAAGUCAAACCUGAGUAGUAAAACAUCAGACGAGGAAAUGGAUAAAUCUCAAAUAAAGAAGCAGGAUGAAAAAUGUGAUAUAAAUAUUAAAUGUGAAACAUCAAAACUAGAGGCAGAAGAAAAAAGCAACAUGAAGAGCUCAAGUUUAGAUGACUCACGCCAUUCAAAGAAUUCUCAACUUAUGUUGAGAGAAGAGCAUAGUAGAUUAUUAAAACCUGAAUUCCUGGGAGAAACCCUGUCUAAUGUUGAAGGAACAAUUAUUAAAGAAAGUAAAAGAGAGACAGAUGAACUACUUGAAAUGUCAUCAAAUAGAGCUGGAAAGGCUAAUGUUGAAGGAACCACCAAAGAAACAAAAAAAAUAGAGACAGAUGAACACCUGGAAAUGUCAUCAAGUAGAAUUGGAGGAACCAUUACUGGAGCUAAAAUAGAGACUGAUGAACUCCUUGAAAUGUCGUCCAGUAGAUUUGGCAAGGGUAAUGUUGGAGGAACCAUUAAAGAAGCUAAAAUAGAGACAGAUGAACUACUGGAAAUGUCAUCAAGUAGAAUUGGAGGAACCAUUACUGGAGUUAAAAUAGAGACUGAUGAACUCCUUGAAAUGUCGUCAAGUAGAUUUGGCAAGGGUAACAUUGGUGGAACCAUAAAAGAAGCUAAAAUAGAGGCAGAUGAACUACUUGAAAUGUCAUCAAGUAGAGUUGCCAAAGCCAUGGAUAGCAUUUCAGCAAUAUCUGAUGAAAUGCUAAAUAUGGCCAUUGGCAAUGCCUAUCAGAGCAGUAUGAUGGCAACUGAGACUGAGGAGUCCUCUACAAUUUCUUCUGAGAAGAUGAGUUCAGGGUCUAUGGCUUUAUCUGAGGAGUCAAUGAAAGUAGUUUCCGAAACUGGUCAAUCUAGUAUGGAAGCUACAUCAGAAAAGGCAAGCUUUUCGAGUUCUUCAAUGAGCAGUGAAGUUGUAUCAUCAUCUGUAAUGUCUUCAAUGUCCUCAAGUGUGAAAGCAUCCAGUGAAAUAGCCACAAGUGAGUUAUUGAGUGACAGAAUCUCUGCAGCUCUCAAAGAAGCUGCUGAAAAUUUCUAAAUAGUAAUAAAAAAGUGGUAAAGUUAAAAUUGUUAUUCACAUUACAAAUGUUUAUUUAUACUUAUUGAUAUUGUUAUGAAUAAAAAUUGAUAAUCUUAUAAAUUA